Molecule: messenger RNA, 486 nt
Organism: Aspergillus sclerotioniger CBS 115572
Lineage: Eukaryota; Fungi; Ascomycota; Eurotiomycetes; Eurotiales; Aspergillaceae
Exons: 2
Coding region: 7-438 (143 amino acids)
Source: RefSeq, a predicted model, not a curated record
AACACCAUGGCCGACUUUCUCCCCGUCAUCCUCUGUGGUAAGUCUGAGGAGAUAGGAGAGACAAUUAUUACAAACAUCAAGCCGGAGUUUGAAGUGAUCUACUUCGUCAUGAAAUUUGAAUCGGGCGCAUUUCAAAUUCCAGCGCUUCUGCAAGGUGAGGAGGAUGUUACGUUCGAUAGCGAGCUGGGUUCGAAGGACCACUCGCGCGGCGUUGCAGCUAUUGUUUUGGGUGGUGGUUAUGAAGGUGCAGGAAUUCAGUUGAUGCGUGAGGCGGCGAAGGGUAUCAAGCCAGUGCCUUGGCUACGACCGGAUAUGUCAAAGCCAGCUCCCCCUCUUGGACCUGAGUAUAGGAAGGCGAUGGUGGAAAGGAUUAAGGUGACCGCUAAGGAGUUGCAGGAGAAGGGGACAAUGAGUGAGGAUGAGGUCAUGUACUAUUGAGUUAGGCAGCUCUGAAUGAUACAUAGAAGAACUGUUGUUGUGUGAGGG